AUGCAGUCUGCCCAGAACUCCGCGGGUAUUCAGACGCUGCUUGAUGCAGAAAAAGAAGCACAAAAGAUCGUCCAGAAAGGCAAGUGGUUCAACCGGACACAGAGAGUAAAGGACGCCAAAGCGGAGGCACAGAAGGAAAUUGAAGAGUACAGACGGAAGAAGCAAGAGGAAUUUAAGAAAUUCGAAGCAGAGCAAACGAGCGGUAACAAGAAGGCCGAAGAUGAUGCCAACAAGGAAGCAGAGGCUAAGGUCAAGGAGAUCGACGCGGCCGGGGGAAAAUACGGAAGCAAAGUGGUGGAGGACCUGAUCAAGGCCGUCACGACUCCCCAUCCCGACGUUCCUGACAAGAUCUCAGUGGAGGAUUGA
Molecule: messenger RNA, 366 nt
Organism: Capronia epimyces CBS 606.96
Lineage: Eukaryota; Fungi; Ascomycota; Eurotiomycetes; Chaetothyriales; Herpotrichiellaceae
Product: V-type ATPase, G subunit
Exons: 4
Coding region: 1-366 (121 amino acids)
Biological process (GO): proton transmembrane transport
Cellular component (GO): vacuolar proton-transporting V-type ATPase complex
Molecular function (GO): proton-transporting ATPase activity, rotational mechanism
Source: RefSeq, a predicted model, not a curated record